GAGCUCGGGGACGUGGAGGCGAUGGCAUCUCUUGGGGAAUUGUACCGGACUGGAAGUGGCGUCAAGCUGGACAAGAAGAAGGCGGAGCGACUGUUUCGCACGGCCGCAGAUCGAGGCUUUGUGAUCGCGCAAUCCAAUUUAGGGGCUUUCCUUCAUUCUGAGGAGAGAUUUGAAGAGGCGGUCCGGUACUUUGUGCUCGCGGCGGAUCAAGGCUUUAGCCUUGGAGAGACUUGCCUUGGCAUGUGUUACAGGGACGGAGAAGGCACGGAAGUCGACCUCGGCAAAGCCAGAUACUGGUUCGAGCGCGCCGCUGCCAAGGGCCACGAGGCAGCUAUAAAGUCCCUCGCGCCAAUUGCGCGUUUGGGAUGUGCGUACCGCUUCGGUUGGUACGGCCUCGUGAAAUCCGAUAAGAAAGCCGCAAAAAUUUGGAAGCGCGCCGUGGAGCUCGGGAACGUGGUGGCAAUGAGACAGCUUGGGGUAUUGUACGAGCAUGGAAGUAAGCAUGGAAGUGGCGUCAAGCUGGACAAGAAGAAGGCGGAGCGGCUGUAUCGCACGGGCGCAGAUCGGGGCGACGCGUUCGCGCAAACCAAUUUAGGGGUUUUACUUUACUCUGAGGAGAGAUUUGAAGAGGCGUUCCGGUACUACGCGCUCGCGGCGAAUCAAGGCUAUACCGAUGCGGAGCUCAACCUUGGCUGCUGUUACAGGGACGGAGAAGGCACGGAAGUUGACCUCGGCAAAGCCAGAUACUGGUUCGAGCGCGCCGCUGCCAAGGGCGACGAGGAUGCGACAAGGAAACUCGCGCGCCUCGACGCGCGAGAUAUUGCCUAA
Aureococcus anophagefferens is the source of this 828-nucleotide messenger RNA. RefSeq lists its product as hypothetical. Gene Ontology annotation, molecular function: protein binding. The record is from RefSeq and is a predicted model, not a curated record. The transcript is spliced from 2 exons. The annotation marks the transcript as partial. NCBI's taxonomy places the organism in Eukaryota, Pelagophyceae, Pelagomonadales, Pelagomonadaceae.